AUGACGCCUCGACCGUACUCUACCGGGCUUGGUUAUGAGUCUCCGACCGAGCAUACGGUCGACCGCACCGUGACGUCUGCCCUAGCCACGAACCAUCUGUUCCACCGGUUGAGUGAGCUGCAGCAGACCCAGCGGGGACAGAAUAUUGCCUUGGACGACUUGGUUUCCAAAGUCGAGAAAACCAGAACACCGAAGGUCGUUGGAAUCAAAGACAGAAUUGCUUGCUUCCAGUGGACGUGGUUCACGUCUACCAUGGCAACGGGAGGUGUCGCAAAUGUCCUCGCAUCCGUUCCUUUUCGGUCUCAAUGGCUUCAAAUCAUUGGAGUCAUUUUCUUCAUCUUCAAUAUCUGCCUGUUCUUUACGAACACUGCUCUUCUUCUUGCGAGGUUCCGUCUACGGCCAGGGAGUUUCAGGCACUCAUUUACUGACAAGUUUGAGUCCCUCUUUAUCCCAGCCUCUCUUGUCUCUAUCGGCACCAUACUUAUCAAUAUCUGCCAGUAUGGUGUCCCAAAGACCGGCCCCUGGCUCCUUGCCACUAUGGAGGCCUUGUUUUGGGUAUGGACAGUCGCAGCUAUUCUUCUCAGUGCCGGGAUGUACCUGAUCCUUUGGUCGACACUUAUCUUUCCUAUACACACUAUGACCCCAGUUUGGGUGUUCCCUGCAUACCCUCUCCUGCUGACAGCCCCUUUUGCGGGCAACCUCAUCAACUCGUCUGUCAAGGUUGGGCACACAAGCACUCUUAACGCCUUACCGAUAGCCAUGGCCGCCGUUGCUGUGCAGGGAAUGGGAUUUUGCUUAUCGUUUAUGAUCCUUGCCGCCUUCGUUUACAGGCUUAUGACCCAAAAGCUGCCGCGGGAUAUGCAGCGGCCGGGUGUAUUCAUAUCGAUCGGACCUAGUGGCUUCACCACGGCGGGUCUUGUCCAACUUGGUGGUUUGGCGGGCGAGAUCCUCCCAGAGGACUUCAUGAUGCCCGGUAUGACAGGCCAUGCUGUCUUUAUUCUAAAACUAUUAUCUGCUAUGAUCGGACUGUGGUUAUGGGGCCUCGCUAUGUGGUUCUUCCUGGUAUCCGUCGGUAGCUUCUGGAAAUACGCCCGGCCAGAACACGAGGCCAAGAUUGGCUUCCAGAUGACUUUCUUCUCCUUUGUGUUCCCAAACACAGCACUGGUAACCGCAACGUACCAAAUAGCAAAUGCUUUCAGUUGCAGACCCCUCCAGAUCGUUGGAUGCGUCAUGACUGGACUGCUGCUUCUUGUCUGGGCUAUAAUUUUCAUCACGAUGAUUCGUUGCAUCUGGAAACGCGAGCUCUUAUGGCCUAAGGAUGAAUAA
This is a messenger RNA of Diaporthe amygdali, 1326 nucleotides long. RefSeq lists its product as uncharacterized. Gene Ontology annotation, molecular function: malate transmembrane transporter activity. Gene Ontology annotation, biological process: malate transmembrane transport. The record is from RefSeq and is a predicted model, not a curated record. The coding region runs from base 1 to 1326 and encodes 441 amino acids. Gene Ontology annotation, cellular component: membrane. The transcript is spliced from 7 exons. Lineage: Eukaryota; Fungi; Ascomycota; Sordariomycetes; Diaporthales; Diaporthaceae.